GACUGCUUCGCCACUAAGCAAGUAUUUCACAUUCACCUUGCUCGUUGCACCUAGUUUCUAAGACUCAACAUCCACACCAGACAGCUCUGAAUAACCCAUACACAACCCUCUCAAACAGAGCAAGAUGGUGUCCAGUUCAGAUAUUAGCUACUUGCGCCGUUCCGUGGAGCUCGCCCGUCAAGCCCUGGAAACUGGAAAUCCACCAUUCGGGUCCGUGCUAGUAAACGCCACGGGAAAUAUUAUCCAAGAAGACCACAACCGGACCGUUACCGAUGGAGAUGCCACACUACACCCCGAGCUGACAUUAGUCAUCUGGGCACAGAAGAACCUGACCCCGUCAGAGCGCGCUGCCAGUACAGUAUAUACUUCUGGCGAGCACUGCCCGAUGUGUGCAGCGGCACACGCGUAUGCGGGAAUGGGGCGGAUUGUAUACGCAUCCUCCUCGGCGCAACUUGGUCAGUGGAAGGAGGACAUGGGACAAAAGCCUGGUCCGGUUGUGUCACUUCCAAUUAAUCAGAUAGCCCCGGGUCUGUCUGUUGAUGGACCGGCUGCAGGCCUGGAUGAGGAGGUGUAUGAGUUGCAUCGGCUGAUACAGACUUAGCUACAGGGUAAAGACUAGAAGACAGCCACAAAACUCUAAGGAUAGUUAAUUUCAUAUACUCGUAUCUGACGCUACCUUUUACUAUGAAUUGUAUACAAAUCUACUCG
Molecule: messenger RNA, 708 nt
Organism: Aspergillus versicolor CBS 583.65
Lineage: Eukaryota; Fungi; Ascomycota; Eurotiomycetes; Eurotiales; Aspergillaceae
Product: nucleoside deaminase
Exons: 2
Coding region: 125-601 (158 amino acids)
Biological process (GO): tRNA wobble adenosine to inosine editing
Molecular function (GO): tRNA-specific adenosine-34 deaminase activity
Source: RefSeq, a predicted model, not a curated record